CGUGUGUGCGUGUGUGUGUGUGUGUUGUGGUCAGCGGAAGAUCCCGGGGCCUGGAUCCUGAUUCCUGCCUGAGCUGUAUUUGAAGACAGAAGACUUGAGUCAGUGGGUUUGCUGGUGUGAACAGAGUUUGUGGCUCGCUCGAGUCCACUUUUCCUGUCCAUUCAAGGGCAUUGCUGGGGGCCCGAAGAUCAGCUUUUCACUGAGGCCUGUCGGCGCAGCAGGGCGGCCUCAUGGACCCUCAGAGACAUGUAGUGCUUCACCGCAGGGGAUGUAUAAGCUGACAAGUAGUCCCAGGUCUGAGCUCACACAGCCAUGGGGGACUGGAACCUGUUGGGAAAGCUUCUAGAAAAAGCCCAGGAGCACUCCACUGUGGUGGGGAAGGUGUGGCUCACCGUCCUGUUCAUCUUCCGCAUACUGAUCCUGAGUGCAGCGACAGAGAAGGUGUGGGGCGACGAGCAGUCGGGCUUUACCUGUGACACCAAGCAGCCCGGUUGUGAGAAUGUGUGCUAUGACUUUACUUUCCCCAUCUCCCACGUCCGCUUUUGGGUGCUGCAGAUCAUCUUCGUGUCCACACCUACGUUGAUCUACCUGGGGCACAUCCUCCACCUGGUGCGGAUGGAGGAGAAGCAGAAAGACAAAGAGAAAGACAAGGAGAGGCAACAUGCACACCAUUCAGACAAGCAGGCCCUCAUUGUGGGGUCUCAUCACAAAAAGCCUCUAGUGAGAGACGAGAAGGGCAGAGUGCGCCUGCAGGGGGAGCUAUUGCGCACAUAUGUCUUCAAUGUGAUCUUCAAAACCCUGUUUGAGGUGGGCUUCAUUGUGGCUCAGUACCUCUUGUACGGCUUUGAGCUAAAGCCCAUGUAUACAUGUGACAGACCUCCCUGCCCCAAUGUGGUAAACUGCUACAUAUCCCGUCCCACAGAGAAAACCAUCUUCAUCAUCUUCAUGCUGGGAGUAGCCAGCGUGUCUCUGUUCCUCAACCUCAUAGAGGUCUACCACCUGGGCUUCACCAAGUGCCGCCAGGGCAUCACCUUCAGGAGAGGUGGCCAGUCUUCUGAGUGUAUCUCCAAGGAGCCCAGCGAUGCCGCUGUGCCCUUUGCGCCGAAUUACGAUGACUACUUCCACCAAGUCGGGCACCACCAGGUCCAGUCCUCCUACCCUCCUGUACCCAGCUACAACCUCACCCCUCUGUCUGAGGGCACAGACUCGUCCUUCCACCCCUACCACAGCAAAGCGGCUUACAAACAGAAUAAGGACAACUUGGCGGUGGAAAGGAGCAGCAGCAAGCCAGAGGAAUUUGACCUGAAAGGAAAGAAGGGAGCAGGAUCAGCCCCUGGGUCACCUACGCAGGCCAGGCCCGGCCGCGGUGCCAAACACAGCAACAACAAGACUAGAAUAGACGAUCUGAAGAUAUGAGGAGGUUUAUGUUUCUCUGAGGGGUCUUAAAUUGCUGCGAGAGGAUCAUAUGUUGUUUGGUCGCAUUCAGACAUGUUGAACUGACUCCUCUCUUAAAAAUGGCACAGGUUUGACUCAUUCCAGCUUUGAGGGGAGUGACAUUUACAGGGCACAUGAAGAAGCUGCAGUCGUACUUGUGAUGUGUAAAGACUGUGGCUCAACAAAAAAACAUUUCUAAUGAACUUAGACCUAAUUUUUCUGUCCCAUGAUCCUUUACUGGGUUUUUAUUUUCCUUUUGAAAAACUUGAUUGGAUUUCACAUUAGAUUGUAGUAUCAGUGGUUUUUGGUACACCAUUUGUGGCAACACCAUAUUUUCAGUAAAUGUUUAUGCAUCAAAUACACUGGUGUUUUGUGAAUUGAAUUGAAUUGUGUAUGGUAUGCAUCUUCCACUACUCACUAUUAUCAUGGAGAAUCUAACAGAAUCAGCAUAAAAAUAUGGUCUGCUCAGGUUUUACAUUGAGCUCAUCUUUUCUUUUUCUUUUUCUUUUUUUUUUCUUUUUCUUUUUUUUCAGUGUCUGAUGAAUGCGAAUGAACCCUGCCCAAACUUUUGGAACAGAAUCCAGGGCAGAAACUUUUUCAGUGCUGACCUGACCUCGUUCAAGGAAAUCAGAUAGGGCGAAUAGUUAAAUUUAACUUCCUUUAAGUGUUUUGAGGUCAUUAUUUUAGCACAGUUCACUUGCUUAGACUUGAAGUGAAAAGUUGUGCAAUACCUGACAACAUAUUGGACACUGGAGUCACUGUAACUAAUUCCAGGACGCGCCUCAAAAGAAAUUGCACUGGUCUCAGGAGUUCCCACAUUUGUACUGUCUCUUUUUAUUGCAACAGCAAGCAAGUACAUAAUUAUAAGCACAUUGUUUUGUUUAUCCUUGUUUAUAUCAGUGUUUAUGUCGUUCGUUUUAUGUGAAGCACUUGGUGACAACCAUAUUUGUAAAAAUCGAAA
Toxotes jaculatrix (banded archerfish) is the source of this 2395-nucleotide messenger RNA. Its product is annotated as gap junction alpha-3 protein-like. The coding region runs from base 313 to 1416 and encodes 367 amino acids. Gene Ontology annotation, cellular component: connexin complex. Gene Ontology annotation, biological process: cell communication. Lineage: Eukaryota; Metazoa; Chordata; Actinopteri; Toxotidae. The record is from RefSeq and is a predicted model, not a curated record. The transcript is spliced from 2 exons.